CGAUGGCUAAAAGAAAUAGCUCUAGUAAGGAAUGUCAUGUUCUCUUUUUAAGGAUUUUAAUGCUGAGCUAUGUAGGCUGUAUUUGUUCAGAAGGCUGUAGGUGGUUCCUUUAAUUAUGAUUGUUGCUUUGUAACAUGAGCCAGAAUUAGUCAUUCACUUCCACAAGGGGUGUGGGUAAAGUUCACCAUGCAGCAGUGUCAUUGUAGCUUCUUAAGUAAAACUUCACUAACUAGUGCUUUUUUGUUUUUCCCCUCUCUGGAGCGUCUGUGGAGGCGGUUCAUUUAAGUGUAAUGUUAACAGAGCACAUUUUUUUCUCACAGCUGAUUGGCAGAAGUUAUAUAAUGUAAAACUGCAAACACUAAUGUAAUUGCGGAAGCUAAGUUGAACUUACUGAAGAUGUAAGCUAAGGUUAAACCUAGGGAGGAUUCCUUUCAGAAAGUUAUCAGUUGUUGCAGUACAGGCUGUUUUGUUUAUAUUUAUUUAUAUUAAAGAUUCAUUUUUAGCCAAAUACUUGUAGGUGUUUUCCUCUCUGUAUUUAAGUUUGAAAAUUAAGCCUUGAUGCAAGUGGUAAAAUAUGGCUUUUGUCUGACAACCAUGUGGCCAUACAGUAUCCUUUCGACAGUGUUGGGAGUUCCAAAAUAUACAAGCUUCCUGAGUGCUACCCCUUUUUUUGUAAAUGCUGCAUUUUUUCUCAAGUAAAGGUUACCCAGAGAGCAUCAGACGUGAUUUAUGGACUUCCUCCUAAACUAUAAGUCUGAAGAGGAUCUGCCACCACAGUCCCCGACAUUCGAGAGUGAGGAAGAGGAUGAUCUUAAUAAGACCCUAGGAGUAGAAAGAUUUGAAGAAAUCUUGCAUGAGGUACGUGUUCCAGAUUUGGAGGAUCGGAACCGCAGCUACACUGAAGAAGACUUUGAAUAUCAUCGUCAGUCUUCACAUCACAUCCACCAGCCGCUUUCUGCCCAUGUUUCCUCUGUACCACGCCAAAAGAAGGGUCUUCAUAAAAAGAAGAAGGGGAAGACAACCGGUAAGAAGAAAAGGGCCUUGUCCCCUGAAGGCACACCCACCAUAGAUGAGGAGGACUUGGAAGAUGCGCCAGAUUCCCUUUACAGUGACCAGACAAGUGCUGUAGGUACCGAGGAUGUGAAGUUUUUCCUGUAUGAUGACGAUGCUUUUGAUCCUGGGACUGUACCUUCAAAGGCAGCAGAUAUUGCUUCGCAGAAAAAAGUGGCACUACCAUCUUCUAGUGGUUUUGGUGGCAGCAAGCCAUCAGAGUUUCCAACUGCAAAGGAUGAAUCUGCAAGAGGAGAAGGAGGUGACACAGUGGAAGAGGGAAGUUGUCCUGUCAGUCCACUCUCCAAGUCGCAAGCUGCUCUGCGGGGUUAUAACUUGAAUGAGCGACGACGUAUUGGAAGCAUGACAGGAGCAGAAGAGGCCAUGUACCAGAAGAUUCCCACAGAUGAAUCUGAGGCACAAACCCUGGCAAGUGCAGACCUGGAUGGCAUGAAAAGUCACAGGUUUGAGGAUGUUCCUGCUGUCCGAAGGCAUCUUGUACGGAAAACUUCCAAAAGUCAAGUGAUACAUAUUAGUAAGGAUCAUAAAGAACCUUGUGCUCGGAUAAGGAAACAAACCCACCAGCCGCAUGAGGUUUUUGUGGAGCUGAAUGAGUUAAUUAUGGAUAAACAUCAGGAGAUGAAAUGGAAAGAGAGAGCCCGCUGGAUCAAGUUUGAGGAAGAUGUGGAGGAAGAGACUGACCGCUGGGGUAAACCACAUGUGGCAUCUCUCAGUUUCAGGAGCCUAUUAGAACUCAGAAAGACCAUUUCCCACGGUGCUGUCCUUCUGGAUCUAGAACAGAAGACGUUGCCAGGAAUUGCACACCAGGUGGUGGAGCAGAUGAUCAUAUCGGAUCAGAUCAGAGCAGAGGACAGAGCCAAUGUGCUGAGGGCCUUACUCUUGAAACACAGUCACCCGUGUGAUGAAAAGGAGUUUUCCUUCCCACGGAACCUUUCUACUGCCAGUCUGGGAACCCUCUUGCCACACGGCAUCAUCAGUCGUUCAUCCCAGAACUUGGAGCACUGUGUGACAGAGCCGCUGAUGAGUGGGAUUUCAUCUGAUCAGGAAACUAAAAUUGAUGUUGACAAAGGAGAGAAGGAUUUUACACCCCUUCCACAAAAUGGGAUCCAGAGGUCUCGGUCUAAGCAUGAGCUGAAACUGUUGGAGAAGAUACCUGAUAAUGCAGAGGCUACCGUUGUCCUUGUAGGUGCUGUGGAAUUUUUGGACCAGCCAACGAUGGCAUUUGUGAGGCUGCAGGAAGCUGUUCACUUGGAGUCUGUUUUAGAAGUUCCUGUUCCCGUGCGGUUCCUUUUUAUACUUUUGGGCCCCACCACUACCAAUAUGGAUUACCAUGAGAUUGGCCGAUCCAUUUCCACUCUCAUGUCAGACAAGCAUUUUCACCAGGCUGCCUACCUUGCCGAUAACCGGCAUGAUUUACUGAAUGCCAUCAAUGAGUUUCUGGAUUGCAGCAUUGUUAUUCCACCUUCUGAAGUGCAGGGUGAUGAACUGCUGAGGUCCAUAGCACAUUUCCAGCGAGAGCUGCUUAGAAAGCGAGAAGAACAGGACCUUAAACUGCUGAUACCAGAGCCCAAGUCACCAGAAGAGAAAGAGGCACUUUUUGACUUGAAAAAAACAUAUGAAGAUGAGGAUGAUCCACUGAGAAGGACAGGAAAACCUUUUGGAGGAUUUGUUCGCGAUAUCCAGCGGAGGUUUCCUAAGUAUGCAAGUGAUUUCAGGGAUGCUCUAAAUGCACAGUGCAUACCAGCUGCUAUCUUUAUCUACUUUGCUGCCCUUUCCCCUGCCAUAACAUUUGGGGGUCUUUUAGGUGAGAAGACAGACGGCCUGAUUGGUGUAUCGGAACUUAUAAUCUCCACUGCAAUUCAUGGUGUGUUGUUCUGUCUCUUGGGUGCUCAGCCAUUGUUAGUGGUGGGAUUUUCUGGUCCCCUUCUGGUGUUUGAAGAGGCAUUCUAUAAUUUUUGCAGAUCCAAUAAUAUGGAGUAUCUUACUGGCAGAGUGUGGAUUGGUCUAUGGUUGAUUAUCAUUGUUUUGCUUAUGGUUGCUUUUGAGGGGAGUUUUCUUGUCCGGUAUGUUUCUCGAUUCACUCAGGAGAUCUUUGCCUUCCUCAUCUCCAUCAUCUUCAUCUAUGAGACUUUCUUCAAACUUGUGAAGAUCUUUAAGGAGCAUCCACUGCAGAACUGCGGAAGUGAACCGAAUGGUACUGCCAUCAAUAACACUACAACUUUUUACAGCAACACUACAGAAUCUACACCAACUAAAAUCACAGGGCAGCCCAAUACCGCCCUGCUGUCCUUGGUUCUCAUGGCGGGAACUUUUUUCAUUGCUUUCUUUCUCCGAAAAUUCAAGAACAGCCGUUUCUUUCCUGGCAGGAUUCGCCGACUUAUUGGGGAUUUUGGUGUCCCGAUUGCUAUUCUGGUCAUGGUUUUGGUCGACUAUAGUAUCCCUUACACAUACACACAGAAACUGAGUGUCCCUUCUGGAUUGUCCGUCACCUCUCCAGAUAAACGAGGAUGGGUAAUUAAUCCACUUGGGGAGAAAAUCUUAUUUCCUAUCUGGAUGAUGUUUGCAAGCAUUCUGCCUGCUGUUCUUGUUUUCAUACUUAUCUUCAUGGAAACGCAGAUAACAGCGCUGAUCAUCAGUAAAAAAGAGAGGAUGUUGGUGAAAGGUUCUGGAUUCCAUCUGGACCUCUUGAUCAUUGUUGCCAUGGGCGGGUUCUGUGCUUUGUUUGGUUUGCCAUGGUUGACAGCAGCUACAGUAAGGUCCGUGACUCAUGCCAAUGCAUUAACUGUGAUGAGCAAAGCGGUGGCCCCAGGAGAUAAGCCCAGAAUACAGAAUGUGAUAGAGCAGAGAGUGACUGGCUUGUUGGUUGCCAUCCUUGUGGGUCUUUCCAUUGUAAUUGCUGAUGUUUUGCGUCAGAUUCCAUUGGCUGUACUUUUUGGCAUCUUUCUUUACAUGGGUGUCACAUCACUAAAUGGAAUUCAGUUUUAUGAACGUAUACUACUGCUGCUAAUGCCUCCAAAGUACCACCCUGAUGUCAUAUAUGUCAAAAAGGUGAGGACACUCCGAAUGCACUUGUUCACAGGAAUUCAGACAGUCUGCCUGGCUGUACUGUGGGCUGUAAUGUCGACUGCUGUAUCACUGGCAUUUCCAUUCCUGCUUGUCAUGACAGUUCCUUUGAGGCGGUUUGGGCUGACCCGCAUAUUCACAGAACGAGAGAUUCAAUGUCUUGAAGGAGAGGAACCUGAGCCCACAUUUGAUGAGAAGGAAGGACAAGAUGAAUACGAUGAGCUGCCCAUGCCCAUAUAAAGCACAGAUGCACUGAAAGGGGCAGGCAAGGACUGCAAACUGCAUGCAGCAUUACUGAGAGAAGGAAGAUAAACACAAGGAUUGGGUCUGCUGGUACAGAUCAUGACUUCCAAACUCUACAACAAACUUUCGCUUUGAACUCACAUUUUUGACACAGUUCAGUGAAAGACAGUGUUGCUGUGGGAAGUAGAACAGUAUCAGCACUUUGCCUUAAGUGUUUGAACAUGUUAAGUACAUUCCUGCUUGAACGGUAUCUUCACAAAUCUGUUGCACAAGCUCAGAAUGUACAAGUAAAGCACUGGGAUUGUUCUGGUUUGUAAUGCGCAGAUCUGUGGAGGCAACAGGAUGGCACAGUUAAACCCCUGAAUUGCCUAAUUAAGGAUGGACAUUUAAGUACAAGGACUGCAUUUAGAUGAAUACAGUUCGACAUAUAUAUAUUUUUGGAAAUUGGUAUUUUACAUGUGCCUUUUAAAUUUUGUUACCCAUCAGAGUCACCUAGUGAAAUCCCAAGGAUUUUUUUUCUUCAUCACAAACUAAGUAGCACUAGGAUGUAUAUUUUGUCGGUCUUCUAAUACUUAGUGGUUUCCAGUAGUGACUUUACAGCCAAUUAGAGAGGGCAGACUCUGCAAACAUACUAAACACCCAGUCUUAAGUGACAGAGCUACUUCUGCUGUGCAGUUCCAUUGGGAUGCAGCUACCAACAUGGUCUACAGUAGUAUCACAUUUCUUCACUGUAAUUGUAAAGCCUUACAGAGUUCAGUGAGUCAUACUAUGCCAGUAUGAUUUGCAUGAAAGAGAUGAGUUAAUGCUGUGUUGUUUUUUUUUUUCGUAACUUUAAAAUUGUUCAUAUAGUUAUUUUUAUCGCACAGUGGUUACUACUGGAAAACUAAAAGAACUGCAUGGCUCCAGUUGGGCUCUAAUGCUAGCGAAUAUAACACAGUGUGACAUACCAAUAUAAUGCAGCAAAUAAAUAUUGAGAGUUAACAUACAUAACUGUAAUAGUGAUGUGACCAGCGUUUAGUUAACAAGAUGGCUGUAUGUGGAUCAGCACUGACUGAGAAAUAAAACAGAAAGAGGCAUUUGAUAGUGGCAUGGCUUGUUACACACAUAGUACAACUGUAGAUAUGAUAGGAAUGUGUCUUUCCAUGCAGCCAAUGGAGUUUGCAGAAGGCACUCAAGUCAUUUAGAACUUUACAUGUAAAGACGAUACAAGUGAGACAUCUAGUACUGUAUAUGGGGUCGCAGCAGAUCCAAGGAGAAAACCUAUGUUGUGCCCCCAGAGUAUAGAAAGGUCCAUUGCCCUUUCUGUGGUGCAGGUAGCAUACUAGCAUGAAGGUUUACUAGUAUUUCUGAACUGCAGUUUAACAAAAUGGCUCCUUUCUGAAGAGAGGAAGUGCUGCGCCUCCUUAAAUGAAGUCUUUCACAGGCUUCUUGCAAAAGCCCAGUCCUCAGAAAGUAUAAAACCUAUAUAUAAAUUAAAAUAAUGAAACCCUUCUGUAACUACUGGUGCAACCUUUUGGAGUGGAAGAAAGAGAAUGAUUGUGUUUGCAUAUACAUAUAUAUAUAUAUAUAUAUAUAUAUAUAUAUAUAUAUAUAUAUAUAUAUACGCAAGUAUGUAUCCUACAGUGCCACAUUUGUAUAGAGAGGAACAUUUGUUAGCUUAUAAGAACAGUUUGGUCUGCUUGAUUUGCUCGUUAUAAUAACUAGUGGGUACUUCAAUGUAUACCAUUUCAUAGACAGGGGACUUGCAUUCCUGUCUUUUCUAGAAAUGCUUUAGAAAUAUGUUUAUAUUUUGGGGGCUCAGUAUGUUUCUUGAAUACCAUACUACACUCAUUGAGUGAGCCAGUGAUGCAUAGAAUGAGUUAUUGAGUUCACUGCUUAUCUGCACUGUGAAAAAAAAAAAAAAAAAAAACUGGUAAACCACUCAGGCCAAAGUAUGGUAGCAGCAAAACCCUCACCAAGCUGUAAGCAGAAAACCUUUUUUUUUUGUUUGUUUGCAAGGUAUACUGGCUGUUGUACAAGAAAUGUUUGGAAGAAGAAUAUGCAAAUAUUCUAGCUAAAAGAACUCUCUGGAAGUUUGGUUUCCAGAGGUUUUUAUUCAUUCACAGAGGAUGUGUGUCAUAAUCUGCCUAGACAAUUUAGGCUUAUACUGCUGCUGUAAACUGAUAAAAUUCAUCUCAUGCUGAGAGACCCAGUAGUACUCGGUGAGGUGUUGAUUAAUCCGCUGAUCUGUGUUAAUUUCAGAUAAUUCAUAUGCUUUACUCAGCGUAUUCAUCUGGCAUACUUUCUGCUGUGUACUACUACUCCUCAGUGAGGUGCUGAUUAAUCCGCUGAUCUGUGUUAAUUUCAGAUAAUUCAUAUGCCUCGCUCAGCGUAUUUAUUUGACAUACUUUCUGCUGUGUACUACUACCCCAUCCCUGCAAUGAAGCAGUGUGCACCAUGGUUAAGUAACCGUGACCAAGUGUGAAAUUUUUUUUUUUUUUGCUAUCCUAAAGUAGCAUUACACUGCUUGCUUAGGAGUAAGAGAGCAGCACUUUACUCAUGGAAAUGCAAACUAACUGGUGCUGAAUAUUUAUUGGCCCACACAGUCUGCGUGUAUCUUGACCUGUGAAUUCAGUAAGGAUUUGAUCAGAAAUAACACUCUGGUAAGUCUUAUCUUCCAUUCUCUUUGUCCUGUACAUUUUUGAUUUCUACUACUGCUAAUGCUCUGCUUUCUCAGAAUGGCUUUUCUGUGAGUUUCCACCUCUUUCCAUACUGUGUACCUCUGCCUUCUCUUUCAUUCAGGGUAUGUACAUUAAGCUGUUUCACCAUUUUUCUUAUGUCUUCUUCUGCAGACUUUGCACUGUUCUUCGUAAUCCUGUCAUGUCUUUCUAAAGAGACAGCAUCUUCAGAACUCUCCAUGGUACUUCAGAUGAACUGUUCUUGCUAGCUAGGUUGAGGAAUAACAUCUUGCUACUGCUGGUGUUUCUUUUAAUGUAUCCUACUGUCAUAGCAGGCCAUGUACUAUAGAUGCCCCACGUACUUGUCUGUUCACAUCAGUGGUAUUACCUCCUCUCCAGCAGUGUAAUAUUCUUGAAAAGUUUUGUUUCCCAGAUCAGAUGCAUUAUUUUGCACUUCACACCAAAUCUUUCCUGUGAGAUUAUAUAUAAUUUUUUGCACUGUUCUGUAUACUUGCCAUGGUCUUUCUGUUCCAGCAUUUUGUGUCAUGUAGUUAUGCAUUCUGCACAGAGUCAUAUUUUUCCUUCAGACUUCUUGGUGUCACUGAUAAGUUAAAAAAAACAUCAGUCCUAAUGUUGAGUUUGUCCCACUAACUUUUUAUCGUGUGUGCUAUUUAUUUAAUAUAGCUGUUCUCAUUUGUUGGUUAAUCUGUUUCCCAGGCUGCCAAAUUGUCUUCCACCCUUAGGCUGGCUGAUUUAACUUUUUUUUUUUUUUUUUUUUUUUUGGGGGGGGGGGGUUGAGACUAUAUCCUAUAGACAGUGUAGCAAGUGGGCAUUGUUCGCUGUAUAGAAAGUUAUAGAGUGGAAAAGAUAAUAUACUUAUCUAGUCCAUUCAGCUGUGCUACUAUUCCCUUUGUAGCUGUUGUCAUCACCCCAGCAACCCUUGUUCAUACAUCUUAGUAUGUUUUGAUAAAUCAUUUGCUCAAUACUUAACUACAGCAAGUCAGAGCUUUGUCUGUGUACACCAGUAGAACUGGCAAACCUAUGCAUUGUUUGUCUGACCAUUCUUCUCCACUUAUAGUGAUUUAAAGUUGGAAUUGAUGACCGUCGCAAUUCGCAUCCUUUUUAUUUAUCCAUACUUGGCCACCCAUUAUGUUAAAUUAUUGCACUUGUCUUUACUUUCUUAUAUUAACUCUUAAUGUGCACCUCUGUGCCGUUACCCACAAUCUUACAAGCCCCAUAUAUGUGUUGCCUAAGAAGUAUUAACUUAUUUUGCACCCAUUGUAAAAUAUUUUAGCUGCAGUUCCCAAAGUAAUUUCUGAAGACUGGUGACUAGGUACUAAAAGUACUACCUCAUUUUGCACUUGGUUCCUAACAGACAAGGUGCUGCCUCUGCAAGCACAAAGUUGCAGUUUUGGAAGACGGUAAAUCAGAUACAAGUUUAUUCUAGAAAACACAGUACUUUCUGUACUGUUCUGAGGUUCACUGUCUAAUUUAUGGAUGUAGCCACGUUUGUCUUUGGUCCUUUUGAAUGUCAUUAUCUCUCAUUUAAGUAACACAAACUAACAAGGGCAGUCAGUUCCUCAUUGAAGGAAGAAAGCUCUCUGACAGCCAAGCCAAGGACUGUUCUGCUGAAACCAUUUAUAGUGAGAUUAUUUUUGACCCCCACAGCCUGCUGGUUAAUGCCCUCCACCAUUUUGUUAAGGUGUGGUCGUCAUAAAAAGUCAGCAGAGUACCUUGUUACUAUGGAGCUUAAGUAUCAUUCAGGAGAGGGGCUGAGGGAAUUCAUCUAAAGAAAAUAAUGUAAGUAUAGUAGUACCUUGCAGUGCCACUGAACCCCCCCCCCCCCCAAAGAAGACCCUCACUUUAAGGUAUGACUGUACGACGGCCUUAUCAAACUGUUUAUAGUGUGUACAGUUUAUAGUUGUAUUGCUAAGAAAUAAACAACUGAAUCAAUUUUUCCAUUUGAAAUUCAGCAUAGUGAAUACACUUGUAUAGGGUAAUCAUGAGCUCUUUAAGUCCUUUUUCAUUAAAUUUUUAUCAGGUUAUGAUAAAUGGCUAGUCUCAGUGGAGUGUUUCCACACCCCAUAUUGCUGCGUUAUGGUAAAUUACAUAAGUGUACAUAUAACCAGAUUGCUCAUGGAGGCAGCAGUACGACUUGGUGGACAAGCUAAUAAACUGUUAAUGAGCUACAUUUUGCACAUAUUUGUCUGAGCUUCACCACCUCUUCUAACUGUACAGUCUUCCUGGAGGACACUUAAUCAGAACAAAACUUUGGAGCCAACCCUGAAAACAGGUAAUCUGUUCUUGCAGUCAUAUGUUAGUGAAAAAACUUGAUAAAAUUGUGUCCACCAGGUAAAAAUCCCUGUCUCACUGAAUUUUAUUCUCCACUAAUUAUUGCUCUUUUGUUUUUGUAGUCGUACUUCUAAGUAACUUGACCAUUAUAAACAUUUGUUAAUGCACCCUGUAUAACAUAGUUGCAGCCAUAAAAGCAAUGACAAAGAGCAAGUACAUCAUGGAGAAUUUGUUCUUCGAGUGAGAGUCCCAGCAGAUUCAGUUUUAAAGGCCACCUUUCUAGCAGAAAGCUGGGUAUGGUGAAUUUCUUGGGCAUUAACUUUAUGGACCCCUUUUUUCUAUGCCAUUCUCUUUUCCUUGUUUUUUAUUUUCUCAGGCUCUCGGUUUUGGGUUUUUGUCACCGUUUUUUUUUUUUCAGGCAAGAGAAGUAGAAACUGACCACGGUUCUGAAUGGACCAUGGAGAGCUUGAAUUUUAAACUAAACAUAUGCACUCCUUAGUUUCAGAUCACCAAUCAGCCUCAGAGUAGUACUGCUGGGAUUUCAGAUUCAUAUGCACUAAUUUGCAGUUUUAAGCCUUAUUUGUAAUGUGGCACCUUAUAUUAAGUUGCAAAAAGUGCGUUAAUACCAAAUAUUUGUGUCCUGACUCGUAGACUGAAUAUGCAUGGUAAUUUCUUAACAUUAACUGUAGCCUAUGUAUGUUAAGGGCUUUUAAGUACUAGAGAUCAGAGUGACAAUAUAUAUUGCAUUUUAUUUAAAGUAUAUAUACAUAUAUGUAUACAGUAAAAAAAAUAUAUAUAUAUAUAUACACACACACCGUGUAAAUGUUAGUAUUAAAAUGGUUACACAUUUUGUAAUUUGUUUUGAAAACAAAUUAGUAUUGUGUAUAUUUGUAGUAUACUGUUAAUUAUUUGUCUGUCCUUUCCUUUUGGUUUUUGUUUUCUAUUACUGGUUUUAUUUGAAUGAUCAGACAGAAUGCUAUAGGGAGAGUACAUUUGCAAAUGUAAUUUAUCAGACACUAUGGGGGAGUAGUACUGAUGUUAGUUAAAAUAUUUUGGAAACAGGCAAUGUGUAUUGCUCCCUGCUGCCUUAUUCUUAGUCUAAAUCCAUGUUUGUUUAAUGUUUUGUAUGCAUCUGUGUCAAAACUAAGUCUGUGUAAUUCUGAACACAAGAAAAAAUAUAUGUGAUCGUGUUUGAUUAA
Messenger RNA from Protopterus annectens (West African lungfish), 10525 nucleotides. It is a transcript of the gene SLC4A2, whose product is annotated as solute carrier family 4 member 2. Gene Ontology annotation, molecular function: monoatomic anion transmembrane transporter activity; solute:inorganic anion antiporter activity. Lineage: Eukaryota; Metazoa; Chordata; Ceratodontiformes; Protopteridae. Gene Ontology annotation, biological process: transmembrane transport; regulation of intracellular pH; monoatomic anion transport. The record is from RefSeq and is a predicted model, not a curated record. The transcript has 22 exons. Bases 730 to 4374 code for a protein of 1214 amino acids. Gene Ontology annotation, cellular component: basolateral plasma membrane; plasma membrane; apical plasma membrane.